AUGGAGAUCAAUACUGGGUCAUCCAUGACCGUCGUAUCCUGGGCUCUCAAAAAGGUCAUCCCAAGCAUAAAGAAACACAAACUGAAGCACCAAGAAUUGCAGCUCAGCAAGAGAGAGAGGAAUCCACCAACACAUUCCAGACAAACAUCUGGCAAGCCAGCACACCUACGAACAAGAAGGUGCGAAUCACCAUACACAUCGAGGGGUCCCUUGCAGUAUGGAGAUCAAUACUGGGUCAUCCAUGACCGUCGUAUCCUGGGCUCUCAAAAAGGUCAUCCCAAGCAUAAAGAAACACAAGCUGAAGCACCAAGAAUUGCAGCUCAGCGAUUACCAGGGGAAUCACAUCUCUGUCCUGGGUUGGGGCAUAUUCCGAGGGUUUCUAAACGCUCCGCCUACCUGCAUGACUAUGUCACUAGUUGGAUCAGCCCAACUAAGAGGGAAGGGGUGUUAUAUACAAACAGCCAAAUGAGGCCAGGCGGCGUGACAGCUCCCGCGAGGGUGAAAGCUGGCGAAGGUGCCCGCGACGCGCUUUUACGCAGCCAGCUGGAACCUGGAAGCCUCCGCGCCUCUGGCCGAGAGACCGCGCCGCUCGCCCUGCUCUGCCUUUGGAGGGCGAGAUCGCCCACAGGCCCCGACAGCUUCUUUCCUCCGGGAACCAGCCGCCUCUUCCCUCUCCUCCUGCCCCAAAGACAUUCGUCCGAAUCCUCAGAACGGACUUUAGAUUGCCUGCAGGACCACACGCUGAACGAAGAGCAAGGAGCGUUCAUGUUCACGUCGGAAUCGGUCGGAGAAGGACAUCCAGACAAAAUAUGUGAUCAGAUCAGUGAUGCUGUCCUUGAUGCUCACUUGAAGCAAGAUCCAGAUGCCAAAGUUGCUUGUGAGACAGUCUGUAAAACAGGAAUGGUCCUCCUUUGUGGCGAGAUCACCUCCAGAGCCGUGGUGGAUUAUCAGCAGAUUGUGCGAGACACAAUUAUGAACAUAGGCUACGAUGAUUCAGCUAAAGGCUUUGACUACAAAACCUGUAACGUUCUUGUGGCUUUGGAGCAACAGUCGCCUGAUAUCGCCCAGGGGGUUCAUCUACACAGAAAUGAAGAAGACGUUGGCGCUGGAGACCAGGGCCUGAUGUUUGGCUAUGCAACCGAUGAAACGGAAGAAUGCAUGCCUCUAACCAUUAUCCUUGCUCACAAGCUGAAUGCCAAAAUGGCUGAGCUGAGACGCAAUGGAGUCCUCCCUUGGCUUCGACCAGACUCCAAAACCCAGAUCACCGUUCAAUACGCCCAGGAAGAUGGAGCGGUCAUCCCCAUGCGGGUUCAUACCAUUGUCAUCUCUGUGCAGCACGAUGAAGGCAUCUCCUUGGAUUCCAUGCGCAAGGCCUUGCAGGAACAUGUGAUCAAAGCCGUGGUGCCAGCCCACUACUUGGAUGACAAUACCGUUUACCACCUUCAACCCAGCGGCCGUUUUGUCAUUGGAGGGCCACAGGGUGAUGCAGGAGUUACUGGCCGGAAAAUCAUUGUGGAUACUUACGGUGGAUGGGGAGCCCAUGGAGGUGGAGCUUUCUCAGGCAAGGACUACACAAAAGUGGACCGAUCAGCAGCCUAUGCAGCCCGGUGGGUGGCCAAAUCUUUAGUGAAAGCAGGACUGUGUCGUCGGGUUCUGGUUCAGGUUGCCUACGCUAUUGGAGUGGCUGAGCCGCUGUCCAUCUCCUUGUUCACCUACGGUACCUCUGCCUACACUGAGCAAGAGCUGCUCAACAUUGUCCACCAAAAUUUUGAUCUUCGACCCGGAGCCAUUGUCAAGGAUCUUGAUUUAAGGAAGCCCAUUUAUCAGAAGACGGCUUGUUACGGUCAUUUUGGAAGAAGUGAAUUUUCUUGGGAAAUUCCGAAAAAGCUCGCCUUCUAACUUUCUUGGGACAAUCUCUCUCCAUUUCCAAGGAACAGUAUUUUACUACCCCGAGUGCUUCCUUUGACCAUUGUCAGUGCUGAAGAAAAAUAAUAAUGGAGAAAUGUUCCCUCUUUGUUUUCUCUACAUAUUGGCCAAAGCAGACUUACGGAGGAUAAAUUUGGGGCAGACAGAUGCCAUUUUAAUUUUGUUAAAUGCUGCUAUUUUUGGGGUAGGGGAGGAAAUUCCAUUGGAGAAGACAAGAAGGGACUUAAAUCUACAAUCAAACAAUAGACUUUUUUUCCCAAUCCAACAGAUCUACUACAUCAUUCUAAACUACUAAUAGGAAGAAAACUUUUUUUCAGAUUUGGUAUGAUUUCUCGAUGUUUUGCAACAGGACCCUUCCAGAUUCUGGCAUCCUGCUUCCAUGUGCUACAAGGAGUAGUACUCUUGGAGUAAAACAGAACAUUUCCCGUAGGUUGGAGACCCAUCUUUUUCAAGAGGGGUUCUGCCACAUUUCACUAAUUCUGUUCCAGCUGUCCAAUCCAAGUUUAAUUAUUUCUUGCUCUUUCCUCUCUUUCUUAACUGCCUUACAGAUAGUCCUUCACUGAUGACCAUAAAGGAGUCUUUCCGUUAUGGUCACAUGUCAUAACAGUCAUGAAAGCUGUAAUCAUAUAGCGAACAUGGCAGUUGUUAAGCAGAGGCCACUGUCGUUAAGUAAAUCCAUGGUUCCCUUGGGGGAAAUUUUUGCCCAAAAAACAGAAAUACCCGUUUUCGGCAAAACCCUUGCAGCCACAUGACUGAGGGACGCUACAAAUUACUGUAAAUACAGUGAGAUGUUGCCAACCCCUGAUGAUUGCAAGGUGGUUCCUACACUCAAAAUUUUGAAUCAAUCGUGACUUUAACGGGUCACGAAGUGAUCAGUUGUAUGUCAAGGACUACCUGUAAAAGCAAACAUUUUAGACAUAUGCUUGGUGCCUUUUAUCGAUACGCAUAAAUGUUGCUGACAUUUCUGGACCCUGUUCUAGAUGGUUUUUAGAUACAAAAGGGUUUAAAAAAAAAAAGAUUGCCAGAAUAGUGGUGUUGAAGCUGCGUGUUUCGGCCAAUGAUUGAGUUGGCGUGAUUGAAUGGUAAGCUUGAGACAUUCAUGUGACUUGGAGAUAAACUGUCAACAGUAGAAUAAAUCCAGCAAGAGGUGAAGGAGGACAUACGACGGAGAUAGAUGUAGGAGCAACCUAUAAAGGAGGAAAAUGGAGAAAGAAUGAUUCUUGAGAGCCGUUGGUCAAGAAAUGAAUGUCAGGAAUGAUACCAUGGAGACCAGACUCAGAGGAGUGGGAGAACAAGAACUAUCCCCAGUAUUUUAAUUUAAAAUAUCACCACUGUGUAUUGACCCAAAAAGUCAGGAUAGAUGUUUGCUUCGAUCAGAAUAAUAUCUUGGGCCAAUAAUAAAAAAGAGAGCCAGUCUGGUUUAGUGUGAAGGCAUCA
Thamnophis elegans (Western terrestrial garter snake) is the source of this 3363-nucleotide messenger RNA. RefSeq names its product methionine adenosyltransferase 1A (gene MAT1A). Gene Ontology annotation, molecular function: ATP binding; methionine adenosyltransferase activity. NCBI's taxonomy places the organism in Eukaryota, Metazoa, Chordata, Lepidosauria, Squamata, Natricidae. Gene Ontology annotation, biological process: S-adenosylmethionine biosynthetic process. Gene Ontology annotation, cellular component: cytosol. The record is from RefSeq and is a predicted model, not a curated record. Bases 1 to 1899 code for a protein of 632 amino acids. The transcript has 10 exons.